AUGGCCCAUGCCGCCGGCUGCAGCAAACGAUCCGUACUACACAUUAGCUCUAACCUUGCAGUAUUUGGGAAGGUCAGGGCGCCACGAAAUGGUGUUGGACGCCCGCGAAGUAUUACGCCGUCCAUGUUCGAAGCUCUUUGUGAACAUUUGAUGGAGAAGCCAACUCUAUAUCAAGAUGAAAUGGCCCUUUUCCUCUGGGAUGAAUUUGGGAAACAUGUGACGAUUCAAAGCAUCAGCAGGGCGCUUGCUUCGGUCGGGUGGUCGAAGAAAGCAGCUCGACAGAUUGCAAAGGAACGGAAUGCGGAUCUACGGGACUUCUACCUCCACAACCUAUCUUUUUUCAAGUCGUACCAUUUAGUAUUCGUGGAUGAGUCGGGAUGUGACAAAAGGGCUCGGUUUCGACGGAUAGGUUGGUCACCUCUCGGUGUGACACCAGUUCAGAUCUCCAAAUUCCACCGCGACAGACGCUAUCAGAUCCUCCCUGCCUAUGCCUAG
Penicillium macrosclerotiorum is the source of this 495-nucleotide messenger RNA. RefSeq lists its product as uncharacterized. Bases 1 to 495 code for a protein of 164 amino acids. The record is from RefSeq and is a predicted model, not a curated record. NCBI's taxonomy places the organism in Eukaryota, Fungi, Ascomycota, Eurotiomycetes, Eurotiales, Aspergillaceae. The transcript has a single exon.